AGGUGUUUGAUGACAUGCCUAUCAAGGGUAUACGGUACCUGUCCCAUUCUACUGACUCUCUGUGCAAGACCAACCUGGUCAAUGAAUCUACAGAGUCACUCACAGACGAAGGCACAGAGAUGAUUGACAGUCAGCUAAUGGGGGAGUUUGAGGAAGACCUGAAAGAGCUGGAAGCAGACUCCUGGAGCAACGUUAUGGACAGCAACUUCCUCAAACAUCUGAAGAAGGACGUCAUCAAGAGACAGGAGGUCAUCUACGAGUUGAUGCAGACAGAGAUGCACCACGUGAGGACCCUGCUGAUCAUGAUGGAGGUGUACAGUAAGGGUCUUGUGAAGAAGCUGCAGCUGGAACCUCAGACAGUAGACAGGCUGUUCCCUGCCCUGGGGGAGCUCCUGGACCUCCACACCUCCUUCCUGACACGUCUCCUGGAGAGGAAGAGAGAGAGCCAGCUGGAGGGGGAGGACAGAGGAUUCAUCAUCAACAAGAUAGGAGACAUCCUGGAGACACAGUUCUCAGGGACCAAAGCAGCGAUAAUGAAGAGAGUCUACGGGAAGUUCUGCAGCCGCCACAACGAGGCCGUAAACAUCUACAAGGAGCUGCACUCCAAAGACAAACGCUUCCAGGCCUUCAUCAGGAAGAAGAUGAGUAGCAGUAUCGUCCGGAGGCUAGGUAUCCCAGAAUGCAUUCUGUUAGUCACCCAGAGGAUCACCAAGUACCCCGUCCUGAUGCAGAGAAUACUACAUCACACCAAAGAGAAUGAGGAAGACCAUGAGGACCUGAGCGAUGCUCUAUACCAGGUCAAGGAGGUCAUCACUGCAGUGGACAGCAAGGUGAACGAGCAUGAGAAGAAGAGGAGGCUGAAGGACAUCUACAGCCGAACAGACAGCAAGUCCAUUAUGAGGAUGAAGAGCGGUCAGAUGUUUGCUAGAGAGGACCUGCUCAGAGGGAGAAGAUUGCUGUAUGAUGGACCUCUGCAGCUGAAGAACUCACAGGGGAAACUCAAGGAUGUAACUGCCAUGCUUCUCUCUGAUAUCGUCGUCUUCCUACAGGAGAAAGACCAAAAAUUCGUCUUUGCCUCUCUGGACCAGCGCUCCACGGUCCUCUCCCUCCAGAAGCUGAUCGUAGAGGUGGCUAACGAGGAGAAGGGUCUCUUCCUGAUAACAGCAGGGACGGAGAAACCAGAGAUGGUGGAGGUACACACUGCAACCAAGGAGGAACGCAACACCUGGAUGCAAAUCAUACAGGAGGCCAUGCAGUCCAUAGAGAAAUAUGAGGAUGAGGAGAACCCCAGUGAAACAGAGGAGGACAAGAGACUGCUGGAGACCAAAGCUAAGGAGAUGAGAGAGAUGCUGAGGAAGAAGGAUGAGCACAUCAUGUGUAUGUUGGAGGAGAAGAUGGCCGUGUUUAGGGAGAUGUGUGAGGUCCGGAGCCCUGGAACCCCCCCAGGAUCAGGCCCAGGAGAGGACCAGGGCCCCAGCCAGGUCACCAGGGCCAAGGGGCUGUUCAGGGCUGGGAGCGGAGCGGGCUCUGAGGACAUACCUAAAGGAGAACCCAUCAUAAAGGGAGCACUACAGGAAGUGGAGACGUUGCAGGCGCUGGUGAACGGUACUCUGGGAGGAGCGAUGGGGGGGCAGCAGGUGGUAUGGGUCCCAGAGACAGAAGGAGGAGGAGGAGUGGUGGGCCCGGGCCCUGUAUGUCUCCUUCGCAGGGCCGAGACCUUCGGAGGCUUUGACUCUCAGCAGAUACACAUCUCUAAGAAUGGGGACAAAGAAGAGGGAGAGGACAGAGCAGACCUUCGCAGGACAGAGUCAGACGGUGUACUGAAGAAGGGGGAGAAUGCGACCAUGAUGCUGUUACUGAAGAGGAACACUGAGCAGGUCCUCCACAGUGUGAGCCACAUCCAUGACUUGCUCAGCACCCUGCAGGCAGUGGUAGUCCAGCAGGACAGCUUCAUUGAGGAUCAGCGCCAGGCUCUCACCAACCGCCCCGAACGCCUCACCUCCUUCUUCUCCUCCCGUCCCUCCUCCCGCCACAACUCCCUGAUCGAGCAGGAGAAACAGCGCAGCCUGGAGAAACACAGGCAGGAGACGGCCGCGCUGCAGCGCCAGCAGGCCACACACGACCAGGAGAAGAGGAGGAGGGAGAGGGAGUGGGAGGUGCGGGAGCAGCAGCUGACAGACAGGGAGGUGCAGCUCCUGGUACAGGAAGAGGAGACGGGGAAGAGGAGCAGGGAGCUAGUUACGGAGAGGGUGGAGCUACAAAGGAAGAAGAAGGACUAUCUGAUAGAUCUAGAGCGACUGAGAGACGCUCAGGGGAAACUAGAUCGAGACAGAGAAAACAUACACCGAGAAAUGGAGAGGGUAGAACACAUGAGAAUGGCUAAGAGGUGGAUACAGAGAACUCCCUCUUCUACCUCAGACGACUCCCCCCACUUCCCCUCCUCUACCUCCCUGGACAAAGAUCCAAUGGACCCGACUGAGCUCUCCUCCUCCCCCAGGAAAGAAUCCCUGACCUCGUCAAAAGGGAAGAGCCAAAGCCCUUUCUCUGAGGCCCCGGCCCUAAAGGCCCCUAGUGGCGACAGUCAGAACCAGAUACCUAACAGACUGCUGCAACUGGCUAAAGACAGGAGCAAGAACAAGAAGGACAAGAAGAAGAAGGAACAGGGAGGACAGUCACCAG
This is a messenger RNA of Oncorhynchus keta (chum salmon), 2679 nucleotides long. Its product is annotated as A-kinase anchor protein 13-like. Gene Ontology annotation, molecular function: MAP kinase scaffold activity; guanyl-nucleotide exchange factor activity. The record is from RefSeq and is a predicted model, not a curated record. Lineage: Eukaryota; Metazoa; Chordata; Actinopteri; Salmoniformes; Salmonidae. Gene Ontology annotation, cellular component: membrane; actin cytoskeleton. Gene Ontology annotation, biological process: regulation of Rho protein signal transduction; adrenergic receptor signaling pathway; positive regulation of canonical NF-kappaB signal transduction.